Tilletiopsis washingtonensis is the source of this 1250-nucleotide messenger RNA. RefSeq lists its product as hypothetical. Bases 1 to 789 code for a protein of 262 amino acids. NCBI's taxonomy places the organism in Eukaryota, Fungi, Basidiomycota, Exobasidiomycetes, Entylomatales. The record is from RefSeq and is a predicted model, not a curated record. The transcript has 5 exons.
AUGUCCUCCGCCAUUGCCGCGCCGCACCCGUCGCUGCGCACCUUUUCGCGCCCCUUUUCGCGCUUCGGCCUCGUGCCCAUCGGCGGCCGCAGCACCGCCGCGCGCCUGAGCGACGGCGGCGUCUGGGUGCUCGCCAGCACGCCGCUCGACGAGGGCACCAAGAAGGAGCUCGAGGGGCUCGGCGAGGUCAAGUACAUCGUCGCCGCCGACGCCGUGCACCACCUCUACGUCUCCGACUUUGCCAAGGCCUACCCGACCGCCAAGGUGAUCGGCGUCGAGGGCCUGGAGGCGAAGCGCCCCGAGGUCAAGUGGGACGGCAUCUACGGCCGUGACCCGCCCGACACCAAGUACGGCUUCGAGGCCGACGUCUCGGCACGCUACUUCUCCACGUUCGCCAACAAGGACGUCGCGUUCUGCCACCACGAGAGCAAGACGCUCAUCACGGCCGACCUGCUCUUCAACCUGCCGCCCACGGAGCAGUACAAGUCGACGCCUGCUGGCCGCCCGACGUCCUGGAUCCCCUUUGCGGGCACGUUCGCCAAGCACAUGACGCCCGCGUCGGGCCUGCACCAGCGCUUCCUCUGGAUGGCCGGUGCUGCUGCGGGCGAGGGCAGCGCAGCGGAGCGGCGCAAGACGUUUGCGCAGGACGCAGCUGCCGUUGCCGGCUGGGACUUUGAGCGCAUCAUCAUGUGCCACGGCGACCUCAUCGAGGGCAAGGACAAGGCUCGCAAGGCGUGGAUUGACGUCUGUGCUCGAUACCUCGAUGCCGACGGCAAGCCGAAGGUCUAGACGCAUCCACUCCCAUCCGGCCCGGCUGGCCACGAGCCGCUCUCGGCAUUGUCCGCCGCGGCCGCUGGCAAAGCUGCCCGCUAGCACGCUUCGAUGCGCUUCCUCCGCCACGUCACUCGUCUGGCCGUGUCACGCUCUUUCCGCUAAUGAGAUCCCCUGCGUUGUCGCACGCCCCACAUCAUCUGCUUGGUCCACGACUGCAGGCGGGCGCGAGAAGAGGAGCCGUGGCCCCGUGCACCCUCAUUGUCCACUUCACUGCGCUCGCACUGCCACACGCGACGCGCAGAGAGUCGCUGUCAUUACGUCGUCACCCACUCGUCUCGCUCAGGCCUUCUUGGCGCGCUUCUUGGCCGGCUUCUUGUCGGCCAUGUCGUCGCUGCCGCUCUCGGCGCCGCCCUCGUCGCUCGACGCCUCGCUCGGCGAGCCGCCGUCGCUGCUCGACGCCGCAAAGUCCUCGUCCU